Messenger RNA from Nyctereutes procyonoides (raccoon dog), 3112 nucleotides. It is a transcript of the gene F2RL1, whose product is annotated as F2R like trypsin receptor 1. The record is from RefSeq and is a predicted model, not a curated record. The coding region runs from base 217 to 1410 and encodes 397 amino acids. Gene Ontology annotation, biological process: blood coagulation; thrombin-activated receptor signaling pathway; phospholipase C-activating G protein-coupled receptor signaling pathway. Lineage: Eukaryota; Metazoa; Chordata; Mammalia; Carnivora; Canidae. Gene Ontology annotation, molecular function: thrombin-activated receptor activity. Gene Ontology annotation, cellular component: membrane. The transcript has 3 exons.
CCCAGUGCCGGCUGCACCGGGAAGCCUCUACCAAUUACCAACGACCAAGUCCCUGAGCUCGGGCCGGCUUUUUUCCAUUUAGCAAAGGGGAGGAGAAGGGACGGCGACCCCGGGUCCCCAGGAGUGAAUAAAGGGCUGGGACUGCGGCCGGUGAGACCGGCGAGGCGGGCGGAGCGGCGGCGACCCCGGGCCCGGCCGGCGGCGGGCAGCAGGAGGAUGCGAAGCGUGCGCGCCGCGCGGCUGCUGGGGGUGGCCGUCCUGCUGGCGGCCGCUGUCCCCGGCAGUGGCAGCGUGCAAGGAACCAAUAGAACCUCUAAAGGAAGAAGUCUCAUUGGUAAGACUGACAGCUCGUCGCAGAUCACUGGGAAAGGAGUUACAGUGGAACAAGGCUUUUCUGUGGAUGACGUCUCUUCCUCCAUCCUCACUGGAAAACUGACUACUGUCUUUCUCCCAACUGUCUACACAAUUGUAUUUAUGGUUGGUUUGCCAAGCAACGGCAUGGCUCUGUGGGUCUUUCUCUUCCGGACGAAGAAGAAGCACCCUGCUGUGGUGUACAUGACCAACCUGGCCUUGGCAGACCUCCUUUCUGUGGUCUGGUUCCCGCUGAAGAUCUCCUACCACAUCCAUGGCAACAACUGGGUUUAUGGGGAAGCCCUUUGCAAGGUACUCAUUGGCUUUUUCUAUGGCAACAUGUACUGCUCCAUUCUCUUCAUGACCUGCCUCAGUGUGCAACGGUAUUGGGUCAUAGUGAAUCCCAUCGUGCACCCCGCGAGGAAGGCAAACAUCGCCUUGGGAGUCUCCCUGGGGAUAUGGCUGCUGAUACUGCUGGUUACCAUCCCCCUGUAUGUCAUGAGGCAGACUAUGCACAUUCCAGCCCUUAACAUCACGACCUGCCAUGAUGUCUUGCCUGAGGAAGUGUUGGUGGGGGACAUGUUCAAUUAUUUCCUCUCUCUGGCCAUCGGAGCCUUCCUAUUCCCAGCCUGCCUCACAGCCUCUGCCUAUGUGCUGAUGAUCAGAACACUCCGCUCUCCUGCUAUGGAUGAAAACUCGGGAAAGAAGAGGCAGAGGGCCAUCAAGCUCAUUGUCACCGUCCUGGCCAUGUACCUGAUCUGCUUUACCCCCAGUAACCUUCUGCUCGUGGUACAUUAUUUCAUGAUUAAAACCUGGAGCCAGAGCCACGUCUAUGCCCUGUACAUGGUGGCUCUCUGCCUGUCCACCCUUAACAGCUGCAUUGAUCCCUUCGUCUAUUACUUUGUUUCACAAGACUUCAGGGACCAUGUCAAGCACGCUCUCCUUUGUCGGAGUGUCCGUUCAGUCAGGCAGAUGCAAGUAUCCCUCACAUCAAAGAAAUUCUCCAGGAAAUCCAGCUCUUAUUCUUCAAGCUCAACCAGUGUCAAAACCUCUUACUGAGUUUUUCAGCCCCUCUGUUACUGUCCAGGAGGCCUUGGAGCCUACUCACUGUGAUGGGUGUUUUCCUGUUGUUCCCUAACCCAGUGGGUCUCCCCAUGUACCACGCAUAUGUAGGACCUCUCAGGAUUGCUGGAAGCUUCCCUGUUUCAUGAAGAAAGUCCCCCCCAAUUAACAGAGAUGUCAGUUUUAGAAUUCCUCUACGCAGGUGCUCCCAGAAAUGGAACUAAAAGAAGCAGACUUUUCAGAAGGUGAUGAAAAAACAGAAGCCCAGCGACUUGUAAAAACUAAUGUUGGCACGAAGACUCCGUUCUCAGCCAAAACUACAUUUCUUUUACAUCCGGGCUCAUUCACAGCCAUGUUAGAGCUUCCACGUUCCUCAGAGAUGAUCAGACCGAUUGUACAGAUGGGGCAAGUAAAGAGGUGAAGAAGCUACUCCGAGUCAGGGUAGCUUCCAUGCCAACCAAGGGCAGCCAGUCCGAUCUGCGGAUUGGACCAUAGACUUCCAGUGUUCAAUGGGUUCUCCUACCUCCUCUUGUUUAAAAAUACAGGUUCAUCAGACUCAGGAAUGAGAGGGCUCAGGGUCUGAGUCAGGAAACUAUUUUAACAAGCCCCUGCUGCGUAUGCUCCUGCACACCAAGGUUUGAGAACCACUGGUCUGGGUGCUGCUUCCACUUGACAAGGUGCCAAUGGAGAAGCAAACUGCUUUGUGUCUCUUUUAUGUGUAGCUUGUAAUAAGAUCUGCUUAUGGUCUCAUUAGGACUUUCAGUUAUUUAUCAGUCCCUUGAACUUUUGUAUGUAUCCUUAUCACUACAAGGAAAGUACAUUGAAGAUUUUAAGUGUGGAAAUACAAAUUUUGUGUGACUUUAAACUGACUCAGAAUCUUCAGUUUGAGUUAUAGAUGGUUUCAAAGUAAGAAUGGCAUUUACCACUUGUUUUUCAGAAUUGUAGUUGGAUUAUUUAUUUAUUGUCAGUUUUCUUCACUUGCUACAAAUAUGAAAUUGUAAUGCCUUCUCUGGGUUUGAACCACAUUCUAGAAAAGAAUGCUAAAGAGAUGUGAUUUAAAAUAUAUUUACAGGGUACUUUUCCAAACUGAAUUUAUGUAACUGUUGUAUUUGUGAUUUUUUGAAAUAAUCUUAUCGUAAUGAUUGAUUUGUAGAAACAUAUGACUCCCCCCCUUUUUUUAUGACUUAUUUUUGAGUUGUAUGUUUUGUAGGGUUUUUUUGAGGGAAAGUAUGGGAAGCCUCAGCAUCAUUCCUAUAAAAAGAAAUCUGAUGCUCACACCAUACUUCUUAGAUGAAUAGGGCCAUGCAGUACAUACUGCUUCAUAUUUGUUUUCAUUUAACAUUUCAGAAUAUUUUUCCAUUCUGUGUUUAUAGGCUGACCUCCAUUUUUAAUAGAUACAGACUUUAAUUUGGGGGUAUAUUGUGAUGCAUUUCGUCAUUUCCCUAGCAAUGUCUCCUGAAGUCUCUCUCUCUCUCUCUCUUUUGUUAUUAAAACAACAUCUAGGGAUGCCUGGGUGGCUCAGUGGUUGGGCGUGUGCCUGUGGCCCAGGGUGUGAUCCCAGGGGCCCAGGAUCGGGUCCCGCAUUGGGCUCCCUGCGAGGAGCCUGCUUCUCCCUCUGCCUGUGUCUCUGCCUCUCUCUGUGUGUCUCUUAUUAAUAAAUAAAUCUUAAAAAAAAAUAAAACAUCUAUACUGCAUUAGA